Messenger RNA from Caenorhabditis briggsae, 1719 nucleotides. It is a transcript of the gene Cbr-wht-7, whose product is annotated as Protein CBR-WHT-7. Gene Ontology annotation, cellular component: plasma membrane. Lineage: Eukaryota; Metazoa; Nematoda; Chromadorea; Rhabditida; Rhabditidae. Gene Ontology annotation, molecular function: ABC-type transporter activity; ATP hydrolysis activity; ATP binding. The transcript has 8 exons. The record is from RefSeq and is a predicted model, not a curated record. Bases 1 to 1719 code for a protein of 572 amino acids.
AUGGUUACAGUAUUCAUGAUGAUGCUAGAAUACUCUUGGAUUACUGUGGUUCGAGAUCUGAAAGAGUACUGUAACUUCCUGAAAACGCUACAGUACGUAAAUGGAAUUCGGGCGGAACGAAGCUAUAUGCGUCAAGUGUGCGCCUACGUUCAACAAGACGAUUGUUUCAUUGGAAGUCUUACGGUAGAGGAACACUUGAAAUUCAUGGCAAAACUCAAAAUGGGCAAUGAGCACGGAUCAGAGGAACAGCAGAGACGGGUGAAAAGUGUCAUGAGAGAUCUAGGCCUUGAAAAAAUCGCCGACUCGAUCAUCGGCACCCGCACACGAAAAGGCAUCUCAGGAGGUGAGAAGAAGCGUCUCGCGUUCGCUUCGGAGAUUCUGACGUCUCCGCCGAUUCUGAUUUGCGAUGAGCCGACGUCUGGAUUGGAUUCAUUUCUUGCCUAUCAGGUGGUUUGCGUUUUGAAGAAAUUAGCGGCUACACGGAAUAUGACGAUUCUUCUGUCGAUUCAUCAACCAUCCAGUCAGGUUUUUCAACAGUUUGAUAGUGUCUACAUGAUGGUCAACGGAACAGUGGCAUUCUGUGGUCCCCAGAUGGCCGCGGAGAAAAUGUGGGCGGAGCUUAGCCUGCCGAUUCCAAUGAAUUUCAAUCCGUCGGAUCACUAUCUGGCGACGAUGUCAGUCAAAGACGCGAAGGAGGAGAUUUCAAAAAUGGGACAAAUUCAAAAAAUUUGCACGAAAUUCAAAUAUUCGGAGCUGGGAAAAGAGGUUUUCAAGGAGUCGAGUGGACGGGAUGUCGAUGAAAGAGACCGUGCGUAUUCCGAAGACUGGCGUCGUCGUUACGCCUCAAACUUCGGCCGCCCGUCGUUCGGUGCCUCAUUCCUCCAACAAAUCAGUGCUCUGACUUGGAGAGCCUCAAAGACGGUGCUCCGCGAGCCGACACUAUUCAAAGUGCAAAUAUUUCAAUCGAUAAUUAUCGCAGUGCUGACUGGACUGAUUUAUACGAACAAUAGUCCGAUUGAUCAGCAGAAGAUCAUGAAUAUCAAUGGAUCACUCUAUCAAAUGGUCUCCAAUAUGGCAUUUAUGUUUCAAUUCUCCGUGGUUCAUCACUUCUGUCUGGAAAUGCCCACAUUCACUCGUGAAACAUCGUCGCGUCUCUACCGUGUCUCCGCCUACUUCAUCUCGAAAAAUCUGGCCGAACUUCCCUCGUACACUAUCUCGGCCAUCAUUUUCACAUCGAUUUUAUAUUGGAUGUCCGGCCUGAUUCCGCUGAUUGACUCGUUUUUAAUCUACGUUUUCGUUGGAAUUCUAGUUCAAAACAUUGCGAUUUCCAUCGGUUACAUGUUCAGCUGUAUAUUCGGAACUGUCAAUUUGGCGGUGGCCGUUAUGCCCAUUUUCGUCGUCCCCAUGAUGGCGUUUGGAGGAUUUUUCAUCAAUCAAGACACCCUACAAUGGUACUUUGUGCCUCUGAAAUACCUGUCAUACUUUGGAUACGGAUAUGAAGCGAUUGCGAUUGGACAGUGGACUAAUGUGGAGGAGAUACCGGGUUGCACCCCAUCCCUGGACCAAAUUUGCGCUCGAAACGGAACGGAAGUUUUAUCGAAUCUCAGCUUCAAGGCAAACAAUUUUUGGAUCGAUAUCGGUGUGAUGGGCUUUAUGAUUUUCGCAUUUCGAUUCCUCGCCUUCCUCGCUCUCUUCAUUCGUGUCAAGAGACGCAAUUGA